Molecule: messenger RNA, 3659 nt
Organism: Chroicocephalus ridibundus (black-headed gull)
Lineage: Eukaryota; Metazoa; Chordata; Aves; Charadriiformes; Laridae
Gene: RBM39
Product: RNA binding motif protein 39
Exons: 16
Coding region: 1271-2764 (497 amino acids)
Biological process (GO): mRNA processing
Cellular component (GO): nucleus
Molecular function (GO): U1 snRNP binding; RNA binding
Source: RefSeq, a predicted model, not a curated record
CCGUGGUCCCCUAGGUUUAACAAAAAAAACAAAACCAAAACCAACCACCCAAAAACCAAAACAAACAAAAAAAUCCCCAAAACCAAGAAACCAGAAACCUCUCCUAAAAUUGCCAGGUCCAGUUUGGUAUAGCAACAAGGUGAAUGCAGUGGUUUGGGAAAACAGCAGGGUUCCAAGAAUAACCUUUUCACCAGUCCCAUGGCAAGUAAAUACUUGAACGGUCUGCUCAGUGCAAGAAGAGUGAGACUUGCUUUUAAUGCAGAAGACUGGUGGCGGUUAAUCUUUUAACAGGGCAGAUGGAAAUCAAUUGCUGAGUGAACGAAUUUACAGAAAUUCUUGGAUCCCUGAAUAGAACGUUCUUAGCGAGUAAAAGACAGUAUCACAGUCUGCGGUGUCAUUCUAAAAUAAGCUCUUGUAUUCUUGUGUCCUAGUUGUUUAAUUAGGAAAUGUAAACUUUUAUGCAAAAUUUUUAUCAAUUACUGUAGUGAUGUCUUUUACCUAAACCAGCAGCAAAUGAAUACUGUCUUUUUUUGAUUUUUCACCAAAUGGUGGUGAAGUGUUAACAUUAUGCAUGCUUUAGCACUGGUUUUGCAAGAAAUGUAUAUUAAGUUUAAGUCGCUUAGGAAUUGUACUUUUGAUGUAACUGAUGUGAUUAAACUGUAAAGCAAGUAUAUAAAUUACAUAGCAGCUAUUGUUAGACUAUUCCGCAGUGCUUAUUACAACCAUGUCAUGAAUUUUGGAUGAGCAUUUGUAAGUUUUAAGUGGUAUAUUUAGUUUAUGUAAUAUUUAGCAUUUACGUUAAAAUCUUGAAGAGAAAUUUGUAAAUUGUUAUGUUAAAAUUCUUGUGUCCUGGUUUAACAUGGAUAUUUUCCAUGUAAACAGGUAUGGAAAUAGGGAAUGUUUAGGCUGGACUGGUGGAUUAUUGAUGACUUUCUUGGGAGUCGACGUUACUAAAGCAGUGUGAAUCCCUGUUUGCUUCAGGGCGAGAUGUGUGACAGAGGUGACAUCAAGCUCUUACAACCCUUCAACGAAAAUGAGUGAAGAUCUCGGGAAUGGCAUCGGUCACAGGAAAUCCAUAGUGGCUGGCUGCUAGCAUAGCCACUGGGGCUUAGGCAGAGAUAUAGCCUUGGUACUGAUCAGAGGGGCACACAAACACAAACCUGAAACUUCCUCUUACAUUUUAUAGAAAUAACAUUUAACCACUUGAGUGCUGAAUUCUACAGGAUAACUUGCUCUCUAAACCAUGAUGAGAACAAAUUGAGCAGUGCCAAUGGCCAUGAAGAACGCAGCAAGAAGUAAAAAAAAAAGCAAGAGCCGAAGUCGGAGCCAUGACAGGAAGAGGAGCAGAAGUAAGGAACGCAAACGGAGCCGAGAUCGGGAAAGGAAAAAGAGCAGAAGCCGGGAAAGGAAACGGAGCAGAAGCAAAGAACGCAGACGCAGCCGUUCUAGAAGUAGAGAUCGCAGAUUCAGAGGCCGCUAUAGAAGUCCCUAUUCUGGUCCAAAAUUCAACAGUGCCAUCAGAGGGAAGAUCGGUCUGCCUCACAGCAUCAAAUUAAGCAGACGACGCUCCAGAAGCAAAAGUCCCUUCAGAAAAGACAAGAGCCCUGUUAGAGAACCUAUUGAUAAUCUUACCCCUGAAGAGAGGGAUGCUCGAACAGUAUUCUGCAUGCAGCUGGCUGCAAGAAUUCGACCAAGAGACCUGGAAGAAUUUUUUUCUACAGUAGGAAAGGUUCGUGAUGUGCGAAUGAUUUCGGAUAGAAAUUCCAGGCGUUCAAAGGGAAUUGCUUAUGUAGAAUUUGUUGACGUUAGUUCAGUGCCUCUGGCAAUAGGACUAACUGGACAGAGAGUCUUGGGUGUACCAAUCAUAGUACAAGCAUCACAGGCAGAGAAAAACAGAGCAGCAGCAAUGGCAAAUAAUCUGCAGAAAGGCAGUGCUGGUCCUAUGAGGCUCUAUGUGGGAUCGUUACACUUCAACAUAACUGAAGAUAUGCUUCGGGGGAUUUUUGAGCCAUUUGGCAGGAUUGAAAGCAUUCAGCUGAUGAUGGAUAGUGAAACUGGACGCUCAAAAGGAUAUGGAUUUAUUACGUUCUCAGACUCUGAGUGUGCCAAAAAGGCGUUGGAACAACUCAAUGGAUUUGAGCUGGCUGGUAGGCCAAUGAAGGUGGGACAUGUAACUGAGCGCACUGAUGCUUCCAGUGCUAGCUCGUUUUUGGACAGUGAUGAGUUGGAACGGACUGGAAUUGACUUGGGAACAACUGGUCGCCUUCAGUUGAUGGCAAGACUUGCAGAAGGUACUGGUUUGCAGAUUCCCCCAGCUGCACAGCAGGCUCUUCAGAUGAGUGGAUCUUUGGCAUUUGGAGCUGUGGCAGAUUUGCAAACGAGACUAUCUCAGCAGAAUGAAGUUCUGGCUGCAGCUGCUUCUGUACAACCACUUGCAACACAGUGCUUCCAGCUUUCCAACAUGUUUAAUCCUCAGACUGAAGAAGAAGCUGGCUGGGAUACUGAAAUUAAAGAUGAUGUGAUUGAAGAAUGUAACAAACACGGAGGAGUUAUCCACAUCUACGUAGACAAAAACUCAGCUCAGGGCAACGUGUACGUCAAAUGUCCUUCAAUUGCUGCUGCCAUUGCAGCUGUAAAUGCGUUGCACGGGCGGUGGUUUGCAGGUAAAAUGAUUACAGCAGCGUAUGUACCUCUUCCAACAUACCAUAGCCUUUUCCCAGAUUCUAUGACUGCAACCCAGCUACUGGUUCCUGUUCGACGAUGAAGAUGGAUUUAGUCAGUUUUGUACAUAGUUAUUUUUUGGAGGAAGAUUGAGUUAUCUUUUAUUUAGAUAAAACUAAAGGAAAGGACUUAAUGUCAUUUUGUGUACACUUCCUGCUACCUUUAAAAAUAAAAUGAAGUAAGCAGAAAUGCAGUGUGUUCAUUCUCCCUAACUAGCAUUUCCACUGUAUACAAAGCUGUUGACUUCUUGUUCUGCCUUGUAAUUCUUGUACAUUUACUGAGGUGAUCUGUAGGAACUGAGAAGUAGCUCAUAGAAAACAAGUUCUCUGUAAAAGGCAGAUGGGACAUAAAGACAUUUUUAAUGUUUCACGAGCCUUUCUUUUAAUGCAGCGAUUGCAUCUUACAUUUCACUAAAUGUAGGUGAUGUGCGAAAGGUUGAGAUCAGAGAUAGACUUUAUGAAGGGACAUAUUUAGUGUUUUGUAUAAAUGGAAAACUCAACAGGCUACUGAAAGAUGACUAGACGGCCACUCAGCUUGCUUUGUGCUGAAUAAUUGGUAAGAAUAGAAAGAUUGAAGGGUUUUAUUUCUUGAUGGUAACUUUUGAUUAAUGUAUCUGUAAAAGUUUCUUUGUAAAUACUGUGUGAGGUGUGUCUAAGUUUCCAAACAAAACGAUCUCUGCAUUUCCGGAUAGGUUUCUAUGUACGCAGUGUGGCACAGUUGAAGGAUUUCAGCCGAGUCUGAAAAUCGGGAGGAAAUACAGAAACGUGUUUUGUUCUGGUUGCAUAUAAUCUUUGCUCUUUUUAAGCUCUGUGAGCUCUGAAAUAUAUUUUUGGGUUACUUCAGUGUGUUUGACAAGACAGCUUGAUAUUUCUAUCAAAGACUUUCAUAUUGCAACAAUCUUUGUAAGAACCACUCAAAUAAAAUUCUCUUAAAAAGGC